Recurvomyces mirabilis is the source of this 747-nucleotide messenger RNA. RefSeq names its product proteasome component pup2 (gene PUP2). Gene Ontology annotation, biological process: proteasome-mediated ubiquitin-dependent protein catabolic process. NCBI's taxonomy places the organism in Eukaryota, Fungi, Ascomycota, Dothideomycetes, Mycosphaerellales, Teratosphaeriaceae. The record is from RefSeq and is a predicted model, not a curated record. The coding region runs from base 1 to 747 and encodes 248 amino acids. Gene Ontology annotation, cellular component: proteasome core complex, alpha-subunit complex; proteasome core complex; nucleus. The transcript is spliced from 3 exons.
AUGUUCAUCGCGCGAUCAGAAUAUGACCGCGGCAUCAACACCUUCUCCCCCGAAGGCCGCCUCUUCCAAGUCGAAUACUCCCUCGAAGCCAUUAAGCUCGGCAGCACCGCCAUCGGCAUCACCACCUCCUCCGGCACCGUGUUGGGAGUAGAGAAACGCAUCACCUCCUCCCUACUCGAAACCUCCUCCGUCGAGAAAGUAGUCGAGAUCGACCGGCACAUAGGUUGUGCUAUGUCGGGGCUCCAAGCCGAUGCCAGGAGUAUGAUUGAACAUGCACGGGUCACGAGUCAGAGUCAUGUGUUUCAUUAUGCCGAGCCGAUUGGGGUGGAGAGUUGUACGCAGGCGAUUUGCGAUUUGGCGUUGAGGUUUGGGGAGUCAGCGUCGGGGGAGGAGGAGGAGAGUAUUAUGUCGCGGCCUUUUGGCGUGGCGUUGCUUAUUGCGGGUUAUGAUGAGGAAGGGCCGUCGCUUUACCACGCCGAACCUUCAGGUACCUUCUACCGCUACGACGCAAAAGCCAUCGGGUCUGGAUCCGAGGGUGCGCAGGCGGAGCUGCAGUCAUCGUAUCAUAAGUCUUUGACCCUUCAGGAGGCCGAGGAGCUGGUGCUGAAGACGCUGAAGCAGGUGAUGGAGGAGAAGCUGGAUGCGAAUAAUGUGCAGCUUGCUAGCGUGACCAAGGAUAAGGGGUUUAGGGUGUAUGGGGAUGAGGAGAUGAAGGCUUGUGUGGGGAGGAUAGAGGGGGACUCAUAG